Messenger RNA from Ricinus communis (castor bean), 608 nucleotides. Its product is annotated as secreted protein C. NCBI's taxonomy places the organism in Eukaryota, Viridiplantae, Streptophyta, Magnoliopsida, Malpighiales, Euphorbiaceae. The transcript has a single exon. The coding region runs from base 92 to 436 and encodes 114 amino acids. The record is from RefSeq and is a predicted model, not a curated record.
UAUAUCUUUCAAUUACCCAUCUCACCAGAAACCUCUAAGAUUUUCAUAGUCUUUGUUAUAUUUGGAGCUUUUGUUUUGUUCACUUCAAAAAAUGGCCAGUUUCAAGUGUUUAGCUAUUCUUGGUUUACUUGUUUCAGCCUUAGCAGUGAGUGAAAGUAGGGUUGAAAGGAAGGACCUAGGGAUUGACCUUGGGGGAGUUGGGGUUGGGUUAGGUGUUGGACUGGGGCUUGGACUUGGUGGUAGUGGGUCAGGCUCAGGUGCAGGAGCUGGGUCUGGCUCUGGAUCUGGGUCAAGUUCUAGUUCUAGCUCAAGCUCUAGUUCUUCCUCUACAUCACGGUCUAAUGGUGGUGGGUCUGCAGGUUCAGAAGCUGGCUCAUCUGCUGGAUCCUACGCUGGUUCCAGGGCUGGGUCAGGCUCAAACGGGCAUGGAAAAUAAGCUCUAUAAUUGAAAAAAGAAAUUAAGUGUCAUCUACAAGCAUAACUAGCAUAAGUAGAUGGUGAUUAGUGGUAUCCUAUGAAGUUCUAUUUUUAUGUCAUAUAUCUCCUAUGUAUUGUGCUUUGUUAACAUUUGGAUUGCAUUGAAUAAUAUAUAAGUUGUGGUUUUAAUA